AUGCCUCGAGCCCGAAAAGGAGCCCUGGUUCAAUGUGAUCCAUCCAUUAAAGCAUUAAUUGUGCAGAUAGAUUCCAGUAAGAAUGAUGUCAUCUUAGAGGAGUUAGAUGACACUCACCUGCUGGUAGAUCCAGCAAAGGUUGAAUUCAUAAAGGCUGAGCUUAAUAGAUUGAUGGCCCAGAACAUUUACGACCCUCUGGACGAGGAAGAAGAAUCGUAA
Molecule: messenger RNA, 219 nt
Organism: Lachancea nothofagi CBS 11611
Lineage: Eukaryota; Fungi; Ascomycota; Saccharomycetes; Saccharomycetales; Saccharomycetaceae
Source: the annotation of a GenBank genome assembly